Molecule: messenger RNA, 1516 nt
Organism: Esox lucius (northern pike)
Lineage: Eukaryota; Metazoa; Chordata; Actinopteri; Esociformes; Esocidae
Gene: tmem11
Product: transmembrane protein 11
Exons: 2
Coding region: 413-976 (187 amino acids)
Biological process (GO): inner mitochondrial membrane organization
Cellular component (GO): mitochondrial inner membrane
Source: RefSeq, a predicted model, not a curated record
AGUUAAACUGUAGCCCUCAAUGAUAAAUACCACUAGUAGAAUUUACGCAGUCACCUCUACUAUAGAACGGUUGUCCUAGCUAUAGUGUUGUCCUUGGGUGCGAUUGGUCAUCUCUCCACUGUCACAUUGUUUUGUAGGCAGCAUUUGAGGAUGUCUGCAUUUUGUAUAACAGUUUCCACCUAUAAAAGACAAUGUAAUCUUACUGAAUUCUGUAUUUACAUGAUGUCAAUAUUAAUACCCAUUACACUGAUAAACAAUUCGAGCAGGGGAUCCUUUAAAUGCAUUAUGGGAAAUGUAUUACGGCGUACAUUAUGUUAUUCUCGCAGUGCAUUGCAAGUAUUGCAUACACUACACAUCCUAGUUUGCACCGCGGCGCAUUGCGUCGACAGCAGUCGUGUGUUCGUUCUCCAAGAUGGCGUCGUUGGGAAGGAGGCGCGGUGUCCCAGUCAACAGGGAGAGGGGAGUGAUGGCAGCGACAGACUGCUACAUCGUGCACGAGAUCUACAACGGGGAGAAUGCACAGGACCAGUUUGAGUACGAGCUUGAGCAGGCACUGGAAGCCCAGUACAAGUACAUUGUGAUUGAGCCAACACGCAUCGGUGACGAGACAGCCCGCUGGAUCGCCGUGGGGAACUGCCUGCACAAGACGGCAGUGCUGUCAGGCACUGCCUGCCUCCUGACGCCCCUCUCGCUGCCGCCUGAGUACUCACGCUACGUGGCGCUACCUGCUGGUGCCCUGAGCGUGGCUUGCUCUGCCCUCUAUGGAAUCUCUUGGCAGUUCGAUCCUUGCUGCAAGUACCAGGUGGAGUACGACAGCCAAAAACUCUCACGGCUGCCCCUGCAUACACUCACUUCCUCCACACCUGUGGUGCUGGUGCGCAGGGACGACAUCCACAGAAAGAGACUCCACAACACGAUAGCACUGGCCGCCCUGGCCUACUGCGCCAAGAAGAUCUAUGAACUUUAUGCGGUAUGAGCGCACUGAAGAGGGUUUAAAAAAUAUCAAAAAUACAAAAAAAUCCUGGAAAAGAAAGAGAAUCCGCCCCCAGAAGUAAGCAGAGUGGAAGCCAGGUGGAGAAUUAAGGGGAUUCCCCCAACCCCCAACUUACAUGCUUACUUUUGGGCUGUUGUUUGAUGGAUCAGAGGGAUAUAGUUAAAACUAGAAGGAAUUAUUUUUCUCUUCUCAUUUUCUUUACUUGUAAGUGACAUCACCAGUGCACUUAUCCAUAUGGUACCCUUGCGCCUUCCCCUGUCCCUGUCCUCCAUACACUAAGUUAGCGCACAAGGGUAGAUUAGUAAAAAAUAAAUAUAUAUAUAUAUAAAAACGGGACUGUGAAUCAAGUUGCAGAUGAAAUGGGCAGACAUGUUUAAAGUGUUACCAACCUUUUUGUCCCUUCCUUGUAGUUUUACUGUACCUCUUUCUUGCUGAUCAGUACGUCACCAAUUCAUUAAACAUUAGGAUGUUUCAAACUCACUUUUCUGUAUUUUAUUUUCAUUAAACAAAUUCUACACCAUU